Vanessa atalanta (red admiral) is the source of this 1333-nucleotide messenger RNA. RefSeq lists its product as uncharacterized. The record is from RefSeq and is a predicted model, not a curated record. Lineage: Eukaryota; Metazoa; Arthropoda; Insecta; Lepidoptera; Nymphalidae. The transcript has 8 exons. The coding region runs from base 173 to 1333 and encodes 386 amino acids. Gene Ontology annotation, molecular function: protein binding.
UAAAGAGCAACGUAAUCGCUUUGCUUGGAUAAAAGAAAACGAAAAAAAAUUCUUGCACAAUAGUAGGAACGAGAUAUUGUUCAAUCGAUGGUAUUGUUCUGAAUUGGGUGCCAUAACGGCUUUGACCUACUCUCCUAACGGAGGCCAUAUUAUCGUUGGUCACACGUCAGGGAUGAUACAGAUGCGCCAUGGGAGUACAGGCGUGGUACUCUGUACGCUGCGUAACAUCCAGUACCCGCCGAAGCCUGUUUAUGCUUUAGAAUACAGUCGUUCAGAAGAAAGAGUUUGCUAUGCUGCGUGCACUGACGGUGCUAUUUAUCGAAUUGAAAUACCUAACCUUCAUACAUCGAUAGAUGACCCUCCAGAAUAUUGCAUCCGCGCAAAUCCCGCGCUAGAGUGCUAUAACACACAAUUUUACGGAUCUCCUGGUAUUUCGUCCUCUUCGACGCCGUUCAUAACACAAAGAUGCCCGGCGCUCUCCUUGGGAAUAAUGUCUGACCAGACUAAAAUGGCCGUCGGUUACGCUGAUACGUCCAUAAAAAUCUACGAUAUGGAAACUCAAGAGGUGGUUCUAACGUACAAGGUUCACAAGUUACGUCUGCAGUUCAUACCGAAGAAACUUCAGAGGAUGCAUUAUGGUGCCGUGUGUGCGCUCCGAUGUCACGAUCAAAAACCAUACAUGUUUGCCAGUGGAGCUUGGGAUAACACUUUGAGGAUUUGGGACGUAAGAUGCAAAGUCGGUUGCGUUAUGACAUUCGAAGGAGUCAACAUUUGCAGCGACAGCAUUGAUUUAAACAGGGAUCACUGCAUUGCCGGUAGCUGGCAGCCGACACAGGCCCUUACGGUAUGGGAUUUAGUUGCCAAGAAAAGACUGCACAUCAUACGAGCUCAGAACAGGCGUCCUAACGUCGACGGAGAAUAUAUUUAUGCGUGUCGAUACUGGAAAUCGAAACAGUUCAACAGAAAAGGUAAAUACGCUAUCAUCGGCGGUAGCGGUACAGACUGCCUCGAGGUUAUAAACCUGCACAACCGGUACAUAUCGUGUUCUUACCCAGCUGCUGGCGCAAUUUUCGCUGUCACCAGCCAUGAGGAUAGAAUUGCUUUCGCGGGCGCUGCCCCCGUUUUCAACAUUGUAAGUUUUCAUGACCCGAAGCACGAACCAUACAAAACAGAGGAUGCGGAUGAGAGAUCCCAGUGUGAAAUCAACAUUAAAGACCUUACGUGGUUUGACGAGAUCGAUCGGAAUAAUUCGGUAGGUGUUGCCGACCGUAAGUCGCAGACUACUAAAGCUAGUUCAAUAAUGAGUCAAGCUCCUGUGGAAACUAAAUUUUGA